AUGCCAAUGGGGUGCGGCUGGGCCUGCUCCCCAGCGCGCGCCAGCACCAGCGGCGGCCCCUUGGCCCUCGCCACAUGCGCUGCAGCACGCAGGCACCAGCAGCAGCGGCACCAGCAGCAGCACCAGCAGCGCCGCAGCGUGGCGGCGCAGGCGAAGAGCACCGCAAAGGAGAUGCUAGCAGUCGCGCCUGAGAACAGGGCCGAGGUGGCUGUCAUCCUUGACCUGGCGGAGCAGGCAGCCAAGGGCUGGAGCCUGACUUGGAGCCGCUUCGUUUCGCCGCCAGUCGCAGCGGACGCCCUCAAGGCGAUCGGCCAGUUGGCAGAGGUGUCCGCUAUCGCUUGGGGCGGGUACCCUCAGGCCGAGCGCUGCAGGAUUGUCAUCGGGCGGGACGAGCUCCUGUCGGCGGCGCAGGCCGAUCCCUCGCAGCUGGAAGGAGUGGCCGCCCUGGACAUAAGGGGCAACUUCAUGUUUGACCCCGCCAACCACCGCGACUUCCUUGGGGCACUGGUCGGCACUGGCAUCGUGCGUGAUCGGAUCGGCGACAUUCUGGUGCAAGGGGAGGGCGGGGCGCAGGUGCUGGUGGACGCUGAGCUGGCGGAGCACUUUGAGGCCGAGCUGACUCAGGUACGCUCGGUGCCGGUGGAGACGCGCCUUGUGCCGCUGCAGGAGCUACGCGUGCCGCCGCGGCAGGAGCAGGAAAUUAAAAGCGUAGAGGCGUCCAUGCGGCUCGAUGCGAUCGCCAGCGCCGGGUUCCGCAUGGGCCGCGGCGCCAUGGCGGAUCUCAUCAAAGGGGGCGAUGUGCGUGUCAACUGGCGGGAAGCGAAGAAGCCCAGCGUCGAGUUGAAAGAGGGCGACGUGGUGUCUGUCACAGGGCGGGGACGGCUGGAAGUCAGACGGGUGGAGAAGACCAAGAAGGAGAAGUUUGCGGUCAACAUGGUCCGCCUUGUGUAA
This is a messenger RNA of Monoraphidium neglectum, 951 nucleotides long. RefSeq names its product Putative RNA-binding protein ylmH. The coding region runs from base 1 to 951 and encodes 316 amino acids. Gene Ontology annotation, molecular function: RNA binding. Lineage: Eukaryota; Viridiplantae; Chlorophyta; Chlorophyceae; Sphaeropleales; Selenastraceae. The transcript is spliced from 6 exons. The record is from RefSeq and is a predicted model, not a curated record.